AUGAAAGGGAAUCAUCCGAGGUUACUCCCUUAUUUAGUUGCUGUUAAUCCUAUCAACUAUGGUCGUCCUUGUAAACUCUCUUGUGUUGAAGCUUUUGCUGCUACCCUUUAUAUCACAGGUUUUAAGGAAAUUGGAGAGAUUUUACUAAAGAAAUUCAAAUGGGGUCCAAAUUUCUUCAAACUAAAUGAAGAAUUACUGGAUGCUUAUGCAAACUGUGAUUGCAGUGCUGAUGUGAUCAAAAGCCAAAAUGCUUAUCUGAAGAAAAUUGAACAAAUCAAAAGAGAAAGAGAUGACAUUGAUAUGUUUGAUACUUCUUUAGAAAAUUUCAACCCUAACAGAGGAAUCAACAAACCUUACUUAACUGACUCCAAUAUUGAGGACUCAAGUGUAGAUGAAUCAGGCAGCAAUGAAGAAGAAGAUGAUGAUGAUGAUGAUGGAGACUAUAGUGAAGAAGAGUCACCUCUUUUUUCUUUUCUAUCUCCUGUGACUCACAAUUUCUCAUUCCUUCUCUACAAAUCUUUCUGA
This is a messenger RNA of Acanthosepion pharaonis, 525 nucleotides long. NCBI's taxonomy places the organism in Eukaryota, Metazoa, Mollusca, Cephalopoda, Sepiida, Sepiidae. The record is from the annotation of a GenBank genome assembly.